Molecule: messenger RNA, 906 nt
Organism: Adineta ricciae
Lineage: Eukaryota; Metazoa; Rotifera; Eurotatoria; Adinetida; Adinetidae
Source: the annotation of a GenBank genome assembly
AUGGCUCAGAAACUACCUCCACGAACGGAACGCUUUCAUCGAAAUAAAGGGACAUCAAUCAAGGACGUUCCUACAGCACAAAGGCGUACCGCAAGGCUCAUGCAUUGGCCCGGUUCUCUUUAUUCUCUUCCACCACGAUCUAGUGAACGCAGUAGACAGCGUACACUCCAAGCAUCUUUACGCGGACGACAUGGCCGUGAUUUUCUCACCCUCCCCGUAUUGGUCCUCGAAAGUCACAAAUAUCCGACUGGCCAAGCAGGUGGAAAGAACGAUCAACAGCCUGCACAGGUACUCCAUCGAGUGGAAACAACCCAUGAACCUAAAGAAAACGUGCUGGACGCUUUUCCACCGCCAAAUAUCUCCAAAAAUCCCAACGGUCUAUUGUGGCAAUCACAAAAUCGAACAAAUACCCAAGUUCAAGCAUCUAUCCAGAAAUCGUAUGCUCACGGAACCGAUCGCCUUCAAGCUGUUUCAUGCCUUCGUCCGACCGCACUACCAAUCGCUACUGAACAUCUACCCAAUCUUAUCCCGCACAAAACAGGAGCAGCUCGAAGCUUUCAACCGAAGGAUGUUCCGCAUCACUUUGGACAUCGUAGUCGAACAUCUACAACACCAAAUGCACCUGCUCUACUUGCGCGAAUAUUACCAGAAUCCGGCUCUACGCGCCAAGAAACAAUUGAUUGUCCCAAAUGGAAGAACCCCAAACAGAAUCAAGAACCUGUUAGUAUCGAAUGCGAAAAGUCUCCUCGACCUGGCCUUCAAUUUCAAUUAAGCACAAAUCACAAAUCGACAACUGUCGUCUCUCCAAAUGGUUUUUUUUUGGAGCAAAAGGGACAAAUAGUCCUUGCUCAUCCCUACCUCUGCCUCUCUCUCUUUCUCUACUCUUCUUCGCGCAAGGUUGUUUAA